AUGAGAGCAGGUCAAGUCCUAAGGGAACUGCCAGAUAUAAGAGUUGCUCUGAUGUUCAAGAUGGCAAGGGGAUACAUCCAGUUACAAGUCAGUCAGUAUUUUGGAGAGUGUCAAAUGCAUCUGCCGGCAAUACAAGUGGAAGAGAGCCUUACCUCAGGCAUGUCCGUGUCCGUGUCGGAUAUGGAUGCAGAUGAAAAUCCAGAGAAAGCUGAAACAAAUGAAGUUGGUGAUGCGGACAGGAAAUAUGGCAGCUCUUCCGGACAAGGUGAAAAAAUAAAGGCCAAGAUUCGUUCUUUGGAAGAUGCCUUGGCAAAUCUGAGUGUUGACAGCAUCCAGGAUGUAUCAAGCCAUAAGGAAAGCCCCAACAACUCUCAAAAUAUAUCUGCAGCAUCAAGUAGCGGUGAAAGUUCUGUACAUGAUGUGUCUAACUCCUCUUCAUCAUCAGUGAAGAGUGUUUCAGAGCCAAGCUUGAGUGAACUGGAGAGGAAACUGAGACAGAAAAGGAUGGAGUACGAUGAUGCUAGAAGGAUGUCCAAGCCUGACAAAGAGCAAAAAUUACGAAAACAAAUUGCACAAUUGGAAGAGGAUAUUGCUCGCAAGAAAGGCAUAGAUGUGCACAGGUUUGACUACCAGAGCUCCCAGCAGCGCAAGACUGUAGACCCUGUAGGAAGCAGCCAGACAGAAAGUAAAUUAGAAGCUACAAAGAAAAGGUUGAAUGAAAUUAAGAUGAUCUAUCGCGAAUUACGGAACUUGAGAAGGACAGUGAUGAUGAUGGAACUGAAAAACAUUAAUACAGAAACAGAAGUCAAGGUUAUAAAGGUCAAAGCACCAGAGCCACAGUACCGUCAGACGAAGCUGCUUGAGUACUCUAACUUGCCACCACCUAUCAAGAAAGCAGACCCACAGCAGUUACUUCCUCAGCAUGUGCUUGAUGCUCUCUAUAGUGCAGACAAAGAUUACAAUGCCAGGAAUUAUGGUGGGAAGAUCUCCUCAGCCCGUGAGCGUGAGAUGGUGCGGCUCACAAGUGAUGCAAUUGAAGAUCUCCACAAGGCCAUGAAAUCUGCCCCUGAUGUAGAUACUGUUGAGGAAGAACAACCACGUAGCCUUAAAGCUACGUUAAUGCCCCAUCAGCUCCGUGCCCUUGCUUGGCUGCUCUGGAGGGAGAGGCAGCUCCCACCUGGUGGUAUCCUUGCUGAUGACAUGGGUCUGGGUAAAACCCUGACAAUGAUCUCGCUUGUGCUCCGCCACCGAGAAUUGAUUAGGGAAGGGGUGAUUGCUGAAGACUUUCAUCUCUCCAAGAGAGGAGGGAUGGAUAAGGAAAGGAAAGGCAAAACAGACUUCCUUGUUCCUUCUCAUGGAACAUUGGUGGUAUGUCCUGCAUCCUUACUUGGCCAAUGGAAAGGGGAAACACAGAAGCAUGUGGCCAAGGGCAAAGUGAAGUGCCUUGUUUAUCAUGGCACCAGUAGAGAUUUAGACAUUCAUGCGUAAGCAAAUCAUGACAUUGUAGUUACAACAUACCAACUGGUUAUGAAAGAAGCUUUUCCAGGUGGAAAAGAAAAAAUUGAUAAGAGCAACAAAGAUGAUGUGCCAAAGGUUAAUAAAGCUAAAGAUCAGGGCCGUCUCUUUAGGAUUGGCUGGUCUCGGAUUAUCCUUGAUGAAGGGCAUCAAAUCCGAAAUCACAAGAGUCAAACGGCUAAAGCUGUCUGCUUGCUCCGUGGAGGCAGACGAUGGGUACUUACAGGAACCCCUGUGCAAAAUAAGGAGAUGGAUCUGUAUUCCCUCUUGCGGUUCCUGAGAGUUUCUCCCUUUGAUGAUUAUACAUGUUGGAAGCUACAGGUAUCAAACAACAGUGCUCAGGGAAUGCGGCGAUUAGGCCUUCUAACCAAGGUCAUCAUGCUAAGGAGAACAAAGGAUCAGGUUGACCAGAAUACUGGCAAAAAAUUGGUGGAGUUGCCAGAAAAGAAAAUUGUACAACAUGCACUGUCUCUUUCCCAACGUGAGCGGGAGGUCUAUGACAGGGUUUUCACUUUCUCAAGGUCUGCAUUGGUCCAGUACAUGAAGAGUAAUGAAGAAAGAGAGCAAGAAAAAAUGGAAAAUGGGGUGGAAACAGACCAGCAGUGUUGCACAAAGAAAGAUGACAACAGAUUUACACCAACACUCACAGCUGAUUCUGCAAUUGAAAAUGUAAAAGCUCAUCAUUUGCUGGUAUUGCUUCUUCGUUUGCGUCAGAUAUGCUGCCAUCCUUCUCUCAUUAAAGGGAUGGUGGAAACCGAGAGUAAUGACACAGAUGGUUUAGAGAGCGGCACAAAAGAUAGCAUGGAACUGGACUUGGUUUCGCAGAUGGCAGAGAUGAGUCUUAUGAUGCCAAACGAGGUGGAGGAGGAGGCUGAUAAUAAAGUGAAGAAAGACAUACUACACCUCAAGAAUCCUGUCUUUUCUACGAGCUCUGCUAGCUCAAAAAUUGAGAAAAUCACUGAGGAACUCUGCAAAUUGCGUGACAAAGGAACAAGGGAAAAGGCCGUCAUUGUCUCCCAGUGGACAUCCAUGUUAGAAGUGGUUGAAAAGCAUUUGGAAAAUGUAGGAAUUCGGUGCCUCACAAUAUCUGGUCAAGUUUUAGUCAAGGAAAGACCUGCUAUUGUUGAUGACUUUAAUAAUAAUCCUAGAGGUCCACCAGUAUUGCUUCUAUCACUGGCUGCUGGAGGUGUUGGACUAAAUUUAGUCGGGGCAAAUCAUUUGUUCUUGCUGGACAUGCAUUGGAAUCCGCAGUUGGAGGCUCAAGCCUGUGACCGCAUCUAUCGUGUGGGGCAGACGAGAAAAGUUACUGUGCAUAGGUUUGUUGUGCAGAACACUGUUGAGGAACGGAUAUUGCAGCUCCAACAGAAAAAGCUACAGCUGGCAGAGGACGUACUGUCAGGUGCUAAGAGAACUACUAGCAAUAAAUUGACACUUGAGGAUAUGAAGUCAAUUUUCAAUGUUCUUUGAGGCAGAACUUAUGUUUGAUAAAUUAAAUUAUUUUGAUUUUAAACAAUAAAUGUUUGGGUUUAGAUUUUUCUUGCUGUAUAUAUUUUUGUGAUAAUGAAGUAGACAUGUACAGAAAUUUUUAAAAAUAGAAUAUUUGUAUUACAAUACCAGUGAAUUUAUUUUGUUCAUUAUCAAGAACUAAUUUGUGUAAUUUUAUUUUCCAUUACGAUCAUAUGUGAAGGUUUCUAAAACAUUUUAAUGACAAGGUUUAUUAAAUUUUUACACUUUAUAUCACAUGAACGCAUUUUAUAACUAAAAAUGAUGAUACCUCAAACUUUGAUGCAAGUAACAAGUAAUAAAUAGUUUCUUAUUUUGGAUUAUAUAUAAUUUACCUAGCAUUAAAUCCAUGGUGUAUUGUGUGGACAAAAUGCCUUGUGAAUGCCAAUGGAAAAACUGUAUUGCUUUUAUUAAAAGAUCAUACUAUUUUAUAGUGCAGGUGUUUUCUAUUUUUAUAAACACAAUUGCAUCCAACCUGUAGACAUUUUUAGAAGGAAUAUUUUUGCCAUUACAUUAAUGUAUUGCUUUCUGUGAAAAUAAUAUUUACAUCAAGUUAU
This is a messenger RNA of Penaeus vannamei (Pacific white shrimp), 3575 nucleotides long. NCBI's taxonomy places the organism in Eukaryota, Metazoa, Arthropoda, Malacostraca, Decapoda, Penaeidae. The record is from RefSeq and is a predicted model, not a curated record.